Messenger RNA from Salarias fasciatus (jewelled blenny), 2971 nucleotides. Its product is annotated as galactocerebrosidase-like. The record is from RefSeq and is a predicted model, not a curated record. Bases 33 to 2027 code for a protein of 664 amino acids. Gene Ontology annotation, biological process: galactosylceramide catabolic process. The transcript is spliced from 17 exons. Gene Ontology annotation, cellular component: lysosome. Gene Ontology annotation, molecular function: galactosylceramidase activity. NCBI's taxonomy places the organism in Eukaryota, Metazoa, Chordata, Actinopteri, Blenniiformes, Blenniidae.
CUCAGUGUGUGUGAUGAGCUCCGUCUGCCAGCAUGCUGCGGUGUGUGUUGUGUGUGUUUGCCCUGCUUUUGUCCGCAGAGCCCGGCGGCUCUGCUCAGAUUUACCCGCUGGGAGACGAAGGCGGGCUGGGGAGACAGUUUGACGGGAUCGGAGGUUUGAGCGGCGGCGGGGCCACCUCUCGGCUGCUGGUGAACUAUGCGGAGCCGUACCGCAGCCAAAUCCUGGACUUUCUGUUUAAGCCAAACUUUGGAGCCUCUCUGCACAUCCUGAAGGUGGAGAUCGGAGGAGACGCUCAGACGACUGAUGGGACGGAGCCCUCCCACAUGCAUUACGAGAAUGAUGAGAAUUUCUUCCGCGGCUACGAGUGGUGGCUCAUGAAAGAAGCCAAGAAGAGGAACCCCAACAUCACACUCAUAGGCCUGCCCUGGGCUUUUCCUGGGUGGGUGGGCCACGGGAAGAACUGGCCUUAUGACUUUCCAGACAUCACGGCCUCGUAUGUGGUGAACUGGUUCCUCGGGGCGAAAAGGUACCAUGACCUGGACAUCGACUACGUUGGGAUCUGGAACGAGCGGAACUUCGAUGUGAAGUACAUCAAGCUGCUGCGCUACACUUUGGACAAGUUUGGCCUGCAGAGGGUCAGGAUCGUAGCCAGUGACAACCUCUGGGAGCCCAUUGCCCUGUCGGUGCUGCUCGACCCCGAGCUCAGCACGGCUGUAGACGUGCUCGGGGCUCAUUAUCCCGGCACCAAGACCAGUGCGGAGGCCCUGAAGACGCAGAAGAAACUGUGGUCGUCUGAGGACUACAGCACCUUCAACAACGAGGUGGGAGGAGGCUGCUGGGCCCGGAUCCUCAACCAGAACUACGUCAACGGAAACAUGACCGCCACGAUCUCCUGGAACCUGGUGGCCAGUUACUACGAGGACCUGCCGUUCGGCAGAGACGGCCUGAUGACAGCCGAGGAGCCGUGGAGCGGGAAUUACGUGGUGGAGUCUCCCAUCUGGAUCACAGCUCACACCACACAGUUCACCCAGCCUGGAUGGACGUACCUGCAGACUGUUGGACACCUGGAUCAAGGUGGAAGUUACGUGGCCCUGACCGAUGGCGAAGGAAACCUCACUGUCGUCAUAGAAACCAUGACUCACGAUCAUUCAGUCUGCAUCAGACCUCCGCUGCCUCGCUUCAAUGUGACGGCCCAGAAGGCAACGUUCCAGCUGAAGGGAUCAUUCGCUUCCAUAACGGAACUUCAAGUCUGGCAGUCGCAGUUCAACUUCAAAACAAAACAACCCACUUUCUUCAAAAAACUCCCCCCAAUCAAGCUGGUGAACGGCUCCUUCAGCGUCAGCCUGGCCGAAGACGAGGUUUACACCUUCACUACAAUCACCACGGGAACGAAAGGCAGCUUUCCCGACCCGCCGCCCUCCGCUCGCUUCCCCAAAGCGUACAAAGACGACUUCGACGUUCGGAGCCCUUCUUUCUCCGAGGCGCCGAACUUCGCCGACCAGACGGGCGUGUUCGAGUACUACACCAACCUGUCCGACCCCGGCCCUCACGUCUUCACCCUACGUCAAGUGGUGACCGAGAGGCCCGUGACGUGGGUGGCGGACGCCGACCAGACCGUCAGCGUCGUCGGGGACUUCCAGUGGCAGAACCUGACCGUCACCUGCGACGUGUUCAUGGAGGAGGUCCAGACCGGCGGCGUGUUCAUCGCGGCCCGGGUGGAUCGGGGGGGCCAGUCCGUCCGAAACGCCAAAGGAGUCUAUUUCUGGGUGUUCGCUGACGGAACCUACAAAGUGACAAACGAUAUAGCUGGACAGACGGUGCUCGCUGAGGGCCUGUCCGGGACUCGAGCGUAUCACUGGUACACUUUAUCAAUCACUGUGACGGGCCACCUGGCGUCCGGGCUCCUGAAUGGAUAUCCUCUGUGGAAAAAUGCCGUGGUCCUGUCUCCGAAGAACGGCUGGGCGGCUAUCGGAACAAAGUCUUUUGAGCUCGCUCAGUUCGAUAACUUCGCUGUGGUGGCAGAUUAGCUGUUUCUGUGUGAAACGAUGGGAAUGUGCUUUCUAAUAACUCGCCUUGAUUAAUGUGCUGGUUCAACACCUAAGUGACCUUUAAGGAAAUCUAAAUACUUUUCUUUCUGUGAAGUUGUGUCAAAGACGCAGUGAAAGAUCAGAGACACCCUGAAACAAAAUGCACUGCAGUCUUUAUCUUUACUAUUUGAUGGAAUUGUUCAGGUUUUUGCACUUUAAAUGAGAUUUUAACUACUUUUUAGUUUUUAUAAUUUGUGUAUGUGUGAAAAGGGACUUGAUGUGCUUACCUCACGGAUGUGAACAAUUUGUUUUAAACCUGUUUUUACCGACUGACCGGAUUUGUACAGUUGUGAGUUUGUGGGAUUGAAAUGUUACAAAGCAACACGAUGCUGUAACCUCACUACUUUUGGCAGUCAUGACGCAGUAAAUGAUUGUUCCAAGUUAAUAACACAGUUGCACAGUUGCUGUUGAUGAUUCUUUCACAAAAAGUUGGAGAAACACAGAGAAACUGAGACCUGGCAAUAGUAUGAAGCAUCAGCAGAAACCUACAGUACCUGUGGUGACCUCUAGAGGGCGUGUGCACAUCUGUAGUUGAUUAGUUUAGUUCUUGUGCGUGUGUUCUGUGUGUGUGGGUGUGUUUAGUUUUUUUAAUUUUUAAAUCUUUGGAGAAUCCUUGAGUGAAUCUGACCUGCUCACAGUUGACAGUUCAGUGAUGUUUGCUUUAAUGACACAAGCCUGACUUUACCAAGUAACUUUUGAUUUGCAGUAAUCAGAUAUUUGAUCGACACACCGAAUUUCUGUGGGUUGUUCACUGUCCAGCUGAUGUGGUACCGCCAAAUAUAUCUUAUAAACCUGAGAAUCAAUGGAUGUGUGAUUUAAAGAAAAAAAAUAAAACUUCUAUUUUGACCUAAAUUCAAGUGUAAUUUUCUGUUUUCCAGCCUGGU